Annulohypoxylon maeteangense is the source of this 1781-nucleotide messenger RNA. Its product is annotated as glycoside hydrolase family 16 protein. Gene Ontology annotation, molecular function: hydrolase activity, hydrolyzing O-glycosyl compounds. The record is from RefSeq and is a predicted model, not a curated record. NCBI's taxonomy places the organism in Eukaryota, Fungi, Ascomycota, Sordariomycetes, Xylariales, Hypoxylaceae. The transcript is spliced from 2 exons. Bases 497 to 1660 code for a protein of 387 amino acids. Gene Ontology annotation, biological process: carbohydrate metabolic process.
AUCCAGCAUUCCUUUCCUCAUUUAGCCCUACUACCUUAGACCAUACUCACAUCAUUGAUCAUAGCACCGCUUUCCCGGGUUCCUCUUCCGCAGCCAGUCGUAAUCACAACCUUUUAUUCGGCCCUGCAUACAUAUCUCAAACUCCUGGAUGAUCUUAUCCUUGUGUCCGUGUCACUCUGGGCGCGUCUCUUUCUCUGGGGGAGAUACCUAUAGUCCAGUCGAUACAUAAUUUGUGUCUCUGUCCCCUUUCUCCUUCAGCCCGAUUUUUUCGCUUCCAGGUCUUCCUUCGCCAUUGGGUCGGUUCUGCCAUGUUUUUCUCAGAUAUACGAGAUCUCAACCACACGUGAUCAUCACUACCGGACCACCCUUUCCAAAUCGAACCUAGCUCCUUUGAAGUCGGCGCAUACACACGCAUAUAAUAUUGGGCAUCUUAGUUUUCAGUAGUGGAAUAGGUUGAGGUUGGACCGUACGAAAACCAGGGAUAAGAGACGCCGGGAUGGUUCACCUACGGCUCCUUCGACCACUCGUGGUCGUUUCCAGUUUAGUUCCGUUAGCCUUGGCCGAUUACCCUGAGGUUAACAGCGAUCAGUGUAACUGCUAUCUCACCAACGGAAGUAGCGGCCACUACUUUACAACUCACAAAUUCUUCGAUUUCCGAGACAAGUCAGAUGUCGCCGGAGUGCCAGCUCUCAUUCCUGACCCCGAGGAGAGCGGUGAAUCGGGGGUGUCCAGCGAGUACUUUUCUUCCGACGAGUGGUCAGACUAUUGGACAUUACAAAGUUGGAAUAACUCUGCCUCAUUAAGAAGCAACGAGAGCGAUUCUUCUGUAUUAAUGAUUCAUUCGCUAAACAAUGUCUAUAUCGAGGAGAAUAGGGACCCCGAUGCCGAUUCACAAACAUUCCUAACCCUACGGACGGCUCGUCUAAGGGACUAUCAGUCAUCAUGCGAGUUCGAGUCUGCUAUUCGUGAUUAUCACUUCCUAUCAGUAAGAAUGUACGCAAGAACGUUAGGCGCGCCGGGUGCCGUGACAGCAAUGUUCACAUAUAAGGAUCCGAGCGGCGAUGCAACACUGGCUACGGUACAGGAAUCCGAUCUAGAAAUCAGGACAGUCGACCCACCUGAUCACAUUCAAUAUACAAACCAGCCCUCGUAUAGUUCGAUGGGCCUCAGUGUUCAGGAUGCCACCCGCAAUGUCACUAUCCCGAAUAAAAGAGACUGGACGAAUUGGGCGGCGUAUCGAAUGGAUUGGACCCCGGAUGACACGACUUGGUACAUAGAUGGUGAUCAAGUAGCCUCCAUCUCCUUCCAGACGCCCCGUGAUCCUAGCAUGGUCAUAUUUAACGCGUGGUCAGACGGCGGAUCUUGGACUGGCAACAUGAGUGUAGGGACGGAAGCCCGUCUCCAGGUCCAAUGGAUCGAACUCGUCUAUAAUACGACCGGCGAGGCUCCGCAUAAGCGCGAUCUGAACGACAUGCCGGGAUAUUUCGAAAAGAGAGGUGAUGAUUCCUGCGCCAACAUCUGUAGUAUCGACCAGACGACGAAGACAGGAACCGUGGUUUUGUUGCAAGGUGGCGCGUCAAGAAUGCUAGGCCAGGACGGAGUUUUCGGCGGAAUUUGCUUUUGGGUUUCUAUUUUAGCUAUGGCGUUGGCCUUUUGGUAAAUGGCGGCUAGCCUCGGAGUCUUUUAAAAGUAGCAGAACUUGGGCCUAUCGAUUUUGAUACCCUAGAUGCCCAUUCUCUUGAACCUAGAGUUGUAAUAAGUUGUUAGUUAAUAUCAGAAUG